Messenger RNA from Prunus armeniaca (apricot), 666 nucleotides. The record is from the annotation of a GenBank genome assembly. NCBI's taxonomy places the organism in Eukaryota, Viridiplantae, Streptophyta, Magnoliopsida, Rosales, Rosaceae.
AUGAGUUGCAAUGGAUGCCGAGUCCUAAGAAAGGGUUGCAGCGACAAUUGCAUGCUCAGGCAAUGCCUACAAUGGAUAGAGGACCCCAAAGCUCAAGCCCACGCCACUGUUUUCGUUGCCAAGUUCUUUGGCCGCGCAGGCCUCUUCUCCUUCAUCAACGCCGUCUCCGAGUCCCAACGACCCGCUUUAUUUCAGUCGUUGUUUUUUGAGGCGGUGGGGCGGACUAUAAAUCCGGUGAAUGGAGCGACGGGGCUUCUUUUGAGUGGGAAGUGGGAGGUGUGCCAGGCGGCGGUGGAGACGGUGCUACGCGGCGGCACGUUGGAACCACUUCCCGAGUACACUCGUAACGACCACCAAAAUUGCGUUCAUGAUCAUCGUAUUCGACUACAACGGCAAUCCACCAAGAAGAAGAGGUCUAGCAAUUUGGCUUUCGAUGAUACUGAUGAUCAUGCCCUGGCGAACUGCCAGCUGCCUGAUCUUGAUCUUUGCUUGUCGGCUGCGGGUGGGUUGACGUCGAGGACCAAGCGCGGAGAUUGUAGGGCGGGGACGCCGUCCUCGGCGGAAGAGUCCGAAACGACGACGUUAGGAAGCAGUUCGUCGUCAGCAGAUCAUUGUAGCGGUAAUAAUUUGAAGGGAACGACAAAGCUUCUGAGGUUAUUCAUUUGA